Tupaia belangeri chinensis (Chinese tree shrew) is the source of this 1822-nucleotide messenger RNA. It is a transcript of the gene SLAMF8, whose product is annotated as SLAM family member 8. The transcript has 5 exons. The record is from RefSeq and is a predicted model, not a curated record. Lineage: Eukaryota; Metazoa; Chordata; Mammalia; Scandentia; Tupaiidae. Gene Ontology annotation, biological process: leukocyte chemotaxis involved in inflammatory response; regulation of B cell differentiation. Gene Ontology annotation, cellular component: membrane. The coding region runs from base 220 to 1059 and encodes 279 amino acids. Gene Ontology annotation, molecular function: signaling receptor activity.
ACUUACAGGAAUCUGCUCCAGAAAGCCCAGCGAGGUCUGCAGCCAACUUCCACUUUCUUCUGGAUGUUUUCGCUUUCAGGACAUCUCGUUCUGAGUCAAGAUUCCCUCUUCUGAACAUGGGACUUUCCAGAAGGACCACAGCUCCUUCCGUGCACUCACUGGGUCUGGGAUGCGCUGGAUGUGGGUUUUGAGGGACUCUGCCCGCUUCUCUGGAGAAGAAUGGCUGUGUGGUCCCUGUGGAGUCUGCUGCUCUGGGAAGCACUACUUCCCACCGUGGUUCGAGGCACCCAGGUGCUGAGCAAAGUGGGGGACUCAGUGCUCCUGGUGGCAGAGCACCCCCCAGGCUUCCAAGUCCGCGAGGCCAUCUGGCGAUCUCUCUGGCCUUCAGAGGAGCUCCUGGCCACAUUUUUCCGGGGCUCUCCAGAGACUCUGUACCACUCCCGCUUCCUGGGCCGAGCCCAGCUACACAGCAACCUGAGCCUGGAGCUCGGGCCACUGGAGUCUGCGGACAGCGGCAACUUCUCCGUGUUGAUGGUGGACAAGGGGGGCCGGGCCCAGAUCCAGACCCUGCAGCUCAAGGUGUAUGAUGCAGUGCCCAGGCCGGUGGUGCAAGUGUUCAUUGCUCUAGCAGAGGCUGCCCCCAAGACCUGCCAGGUCUUCUUGUCCUGCUGGGCCCCCAACAUCAGCGACAUAACUUAUAGCUGGCGACGAGAGGGGACAAUGGACUUCGGAAUCGAACCACACAGCCUCUUCACAGAUGGACAGGUGUUGAGUGUUUCCCUGGGACCAAGAGAGAAGGGUGUGUCCUAUUCCUGCAUUGUCUCCAACCCCGUCAGCUGGGACUUAACCACAGUCACCCCCUGGGAGAGUUGCCAUCAUGAGACAGCACCAGGAAAGGCCUUCUAUAAAGAUGUGUUUCUGGUGGUGGUGCCGGUCUCACUGCUCCUGAUCCUUCUGGUUGGCCUCUUCUGUGCCUGGCACUGUGGCUCCUGCUCAGGGAGAAAGAAGGACGUGUGUGCCGACAGAGCGACUCCUGAGACAGAGAACACCCUUGUGUAGGAUUUGCCACGAGGGACGAUGUAAGCUGAUGCCUGGAUUAUCGGGACCACCACCCCGCCCUGUGCAGGCACAUGAUGCUCUGGGACGUAACUGGUGCCAGGAACCUCCAUGGACUUCAAUCCUCAUGAGACUCCAUCCUGCCUCCCAGGAGAGGCCGAGGCGGCAUCACACUUGAAGGGCAGAAGGCACUAGCACAGCCUCCCACGCCCCCUCUUUCUUAUCCCCUCUUUAUACAUCCCAGCUCUUCUCUGGACAAGAUGAGCCUAGCUGGACAUUCCCUCAAGGACGCUGGAAGUUCUCCAGGAUCCACAGAGACAUUGAUUACCAGAGGCUUUCACUAUCCCACCUCCGUUCAUAAAGUACUAGCCACCUGACACCGGAAGCUUGUCUCCAGCCUCGAUCCCAUGCUCCAAAAUCUGAACUGACAGGAAGAACCCAAAUCACCCACCACCAGCUCCAACUCCAGCCCUAGCUCCUCGAGUUUAAGAUCCUGACGCUUCCUAUUGACCAAGGUGUCAUCAUAACAAAAGAUCUAGGGAAAGGUGAAGGAGGGAGGUGGUGAACAGGUGUUUCUCUUUCUGGCCUGAAAGAAUUCACAGCCCCUCAAGGGUAAAUUGCAAUUACAGAUCCCCAAGGAUAGUUGACUCCCACGGUUCUGAUAGGUGCCUUUUUUGCAGGUAACACCUUUUGUGGUUUUUGUUUUGUUUUGUUCAUUGACAAUAGGGCACAUGUGCUUACCAAACAGAAAUAGAGAAAGGGAAAG